Molecule: messenger RNA, 779 nt
Organism: Vitrella brassicaformis
Lineage: Eukaryota; Vitrellaceae
Source: the annotation of a GenBank genome assembly
AUGGCAGGAAGGAUGCUCGAUGCUGUGUUUUUGCUUGUCAUCAUCGCAUCAUUCGAGGUCUUGAACUCAUCUACCUCACCACGCCAGACGUGUGUGCGGUGUGUGUGUGUCAGGUGCUCGCUGUUCAAUCCGACAUCACCAAGGCCAUGAUCCUUCGUGAGGUUCAAGAGCUGAAGCAGCAGAGCUCUCAACUGGAUGAGAAUUUCAAGCUGGCGACCGCUGCCCAAGAUGCCAUCAUCCGCCAGGUGCACAGUAACAAGCGCCAUUACGGAGCUGAAUCGGGCGCGGUCAGUGGCCUUGUGGGUGGCGCCAUCCUUAGCGCUGUAGGCCUCUCGCUUUUCAACCCCAUGGCGAGCGCACCGACCGUGUUGCUCACGACGUUGGGGGGCGGUGCGGUUGGUGGAGUCACUGGCGGUCUCACUGGCGGCAUCACUGCGGACGCAUACGUCAAGCGACACCUGCCUGACUGCGUGACGGACGAGUGUGUGGAUGCAGUGCUCGGCUGGGCCACAGGAUUUGGCUGCCUCACUGGAGCGAUCGCUGGUAGUGCUGCAGGCGGAGCCACGGGGACAUUGGCUGGUUACCUGGGCAGUCGGCCUUAGGUGCUCGAGAACCUGAAGGCCCAGCUGGCCGGCCCGCCGGGACAAGCUAUCACGACUGGGAUAGGAGCUGGGAUAGGCCUGGAAGGCUUGCAGUUCGCGAAGGAACGAAUCCGCAAGAUGCACCUCAGAAUCACUCAUCGCGCCGAGGAGCUUGAGCGCAUAGCCCUUCAGCAGUAA